Molecule: messenger RNA, 597 nt
Organism: Prunus armeniaca (apricot)
Lineage: Eukaryota; Viridiplantae; Streptophyta; Magnoliopsida; Rosales; Rosaceae
Source: the annotation of a GenBank genome assembly
AUGGAGUUUGAGAUAGAAGACUUAGCAUUUAAAUUUUACAAUGCAUAUGCACACCAUAUUGGUUUUAGUAUUAGAAGAAGUAGCUGUCAUAAAUUCAAAAGUGGUCGGUUGAGAGACAGGCUUUUUAUUUGCUUCGCUGAAGGUAAGCGUGAAAUUGAUAAGCGUGUUUCUAAUGUGAAAUAUCAUCGUGCUGAGACAAGAUGUGGAUGCUUAGCAAGGAUGAAAAUUAGUUGUCAUUUGAAUGAGAAGUAUCGUGUCAUAGAAUUUGUUUAUGAGCAUAACCAUAUGACUACAAGUCCGUCUAAGACUCAUUUGUUUAGGUCUCAUAGGAAGAUCACUCUUGCACAAAUAGCUGAAGUUGAUAUGGUUGAUAGUUCAGGAAUUGCUCACAAUGCAGCCCUUGAAAUUUUAGGUAAACAAGCUGGUCGUCGUGAAAUUCUUGGAUUUAUUCCUAAUGAUUACAACUACUUACAUUCAAAACGAACAAGAGAAAUGAAGUUAGGAGAUACAAGUGGUGUGUUAGAGUAUCUACAACAAAUGCAAUUGAAUGAUCCUAAUUUUUUUUUAAUGCUAUACAAGUGGAUGAAGAUGAUUUGA